UUGAUUCCAGAUCUGCCAACUCCGAAGUCUGUGUUCUUCAGGGCUGGCUGUAAAUGGCCUUGUUGAUUGUGCAGGGCACAGCUGCAGCUGGCCUCAUACACGUGCGUGCUCUGAGCUUACACUGAUAAUCUGGAGUCUGCUCUACCUCUCUUCCCUGUAUUGCCUUCAAAUACCACACUUCGAGGAAUAGUGACUGGACUUACCAAUUCCACGUAUAAACCAAAGAAGUCUGUACAAGUGGGAAUCUGUCAACAGGUUACCUGAAUUGCAAAGAGAAGAGCAGAAAUGCCACCACCUGCAGGUGGCCCACCACUACACCCACCUCCUGAUGGAGGGUGGGGCUGGGUAGUGGUUGCAGCGUCUUUUAUCUCCAUCGGAUUCUCAUACGCAUUCCCCAAAGCCAUCACAGUAUUCUUCAAAGAAAUUCAGCAAAUAUUCAGCACCAGCUACAGUGAAAUAGCCUGGAUAUCAUCCAUUAUGCUGGCUGUAAUGUAUGCAGGAGGUCCCAUAAGCAGUAUUUUGGUGAAUAAAUACGGCAGCCGGCCAGUGGUGAUGCUAGGAGGUUUGCUGUGCUGUGUGGGAUUGGUCGCAGCCUCUUUCAGCACCAGUGUGAUAGAGCUCUACGUCACUGUGGGAUUCAUUGGAGGUUUAGGUCUAGCCUUCAACCUGCAACCCGCCCUAACAAUCAUUGGCAAAUACUUCUAUAAGAAACGCCCCAUGGCGAAUGGGCUCGCCAUGGCCGGAAGCCCUGUUUUCCUAAGUACAUUAGCUCCUUUCAACCAGUUCCUUUUUAAUAUGUUCGGCUGGAAAGGAAGCUUCAUGAUUUUGGGAGGCAUAUUGUUGAAUGCCUGUGUGGCUGGGGCUCUCAUGAGGCCCGUUGAAUCCAAACUAAGUACUAAGGCUCAAAAUAAGAUGGGCGAAACCGAGCUGGAGUCGGGUGUGAAAAACAGCCACAAGAAGCAAUCAGCCUGGGAAAAAAUUAAUAACUAUUUAGAUUUCUCCCUUUUCAAGCAUAGGGGUUUUUUGAUAUACUUAUCUGGAAAUGUCAUUAUGUUUCUAGGGUUUUUUGCCCCCGUUAUAUUCUUGGCUCCAUAUGCUAAAGACAAGGGGAUUGAUGAGUACUCUGCGGCCUUCCUGCUGUCCGUUAUGGCUUUUGUUGACAUGUUUGCGAGGCCUGCAGUAGGAUUCAUUGCCAACACCAAACUUGUUCGGCCUCGAAUCCAGUACUUCUUCAGUUUUGCAAUUAUGUUCACGGGAGUGUGUCAUCUCUUGUGCCCAUUGGCAGAGGACUACAUAAGCCUGGUGUUUUAUGCUAUAUUUUUUGGCCUUGGAUUUGGGAGUGUUAGCAGCAUCCUCUUUGAAAGUCUCAUGGACCUUGUGGGUGCUCAAAGAUUCUCCAGCGCCGUGGGACUCGUCACCAUCGUGGAGUGCUGUCCAGUUCUCCUCGGCCCUCCUCUGGCUGGUAAAUUGGUGGAUGAAACUGGAGAGUAUAAAUAUAUGUAUAUAGCCUGCGGGGCUAUUGUGUUCCUAGCAAGUGUGUGGCUGCUCAUUGGUAAUACUAUAAACUAUAGAUUGCUUGCAAAGGAAAAGAAGUUGGAAAAAGCAAAGGCGGAAACGUAUAACAAGCCUGAGUCCCGAGAAUCUGAACCUUUGAACGCAUCUAAACAACGUGAUGUUGAAGUCAAAAGCACGAGACCAGGGCGCCAUCUCUCAGAAAGAGAAACUAAUAUAUAGCAAGAAUCACACCUCUGAUUUCAGUGUUUGUGACUUUUUAAAAAAUAUGUUUUUGUAUUGAUUUUUUAGACAGAAAGGAAGGAAGAGGGGAAAGGAGAU
Messenger RNA from Myotis davidii, 1833 nucleotides. It is a transcript of the gene SLC16A7, whose product is annotated as solute carrier family 16 (monocarboxylate transporter), member 7. Lineage: Eukaryota; Metazoa; Chordata; Mammalia; Chiroptera; Vespertilionidae. The record is from RefSeq and is a predicted model, not a curated record. Gene Ontology annotation, biological process: monocarboxylic acid transport; transmembrane transport. Gene Ontology annotation, molecular function: monocarboxylic acid transmembrane transporter activity. Gene Ontology annotation, cellular component: membrane. The coding region runs from base 286 to 1734 and encodes 482 amino acids. The transcript is spliced from 6 exons.